This is a messenger RNA of Hevea brasiliensis (rubber tree), 1127 nucleotides long. RefSeq names its product 40S ribosomal protein S3-3. The transcript has 6 exons. Gene Ontology annotation, cellular component: nucleus; cytosolic small ribosomal subunit. NCBI's taxonomy places the organism in Eukaryota, Viridiplantae, Streptophyta, Magnoliopsida, Malpighiales, Euphorbiaceae. The record is from RefSeq and is a predicted model, not a curated record. The coding region runs from base 132 to 845 and encodes 237 amino acids. Gene Ontology annotation, molecular function: structural constituent of ribosome; RNA binding. Gene Ontology annotation, biological process: translation.
CCCUAGAAUCAACUUCUACCGUCCGAUCCAGACCCUUCUCAUAUAUAAACUUACUAGGGUUUGUGGACCGCCAGCCACGGCACUUAGAUCUUCGUCUCUGCAAGUACUAACGCCAUUCUUAUCCCUACAAAAUGGCGACCCAAAUAAGCAAGAAGAGAAAGUUCGUCGCCGACGGAGUUUUCUUCGCCGAGCUUAAUGAGGUCUUGACCAGAGAGCUUGCCGAGGAUGGAUACUCUGGCGUGGAGGUUAGGGUCACCCCUAUGCGCACUGAGAUCAUUAUAAGAGCUACUCGCACCCAAAACGUUCUGGGUGAGAAGGGGAGGAGGAUCAGGGAGCUGACCUCUGUGGUACAAAAGCGAUUUAAAUUCCCAGAGAAUAGCGUCGAACUCUACGCUGAGAAGGUUAACAACAGAGGGCUUUGCGCCAUUGCUCAGGCUGAGUCCCUUCGCUAUAAGCUUCUUGGUGGUCUUGCUGUUCGCAGGGCAUGUUAUGGUGUGUUGAGGUUUGUUAUGGAAAGCGGUGCUAAGGGAUGUGAGGUGAUUGUCAGUGGGAAGCUAAGGGCACAGCGUGCAAAAUCUAUGAAAUUCAAGGAUGGCUACAUGAUUUCAUCUGGUCAGCCUGUGAAAGAUUAUAUCGACUCUGCUGUGAGACAUGUUCUGUUACGACAGGGGGUUCUUGGUAUCAAGGUCAAGAUUAUGCUAGAUUGGGAUCCUAAGGGGAAGCAGGGCCCAACAACUCCUCUACCAGAUUUGGUCACAAUCCAUCCUCCCAAGGAGGAAGAGGAGUACCUGCGACCACCACCUGCAUUGGCACCCGAGAUUGACGUCUUAGUGCCAGUGGCUUAAAGCCUUAGCGGUCAAUGUCCUGAUUGUUAUUGAUGUCAUUAUUAUAAUCUUCACUAGAGUUAUUUAAUCAUCUCGUUCUGCAAUGUUGGAUACUCGAGUUUUUUACUGGACUUUUUGAUACCCUUCUCAGUUGUUGCUCUACUUGAUUUGGUUUUUCUAGAGCCAUUGGAUUGGCGUUUUAAUAGAUUACAUUAGUUGCGUUCGUCUCCUUAUGAUCAAGGACUUGCACGGUUUUGUUUUAAUCUUUUAGUUAUGGAAUGGUAAAUACAUGUUGGCAUGCUA